This is a messenger RNA of Pseudophryne corroboree (corroboree frog), 3928 nucleotides long. Its product is annotated as C-type lectin domain family 2 member D-like. Bases 363 to 1229 code for a protein of 288 amino acids. The transcript has 8 exons. The record is from RefSeq and is a predicted model, not a curated record. NCBI's taxonomy places the organism in Eukaryota, Metazoa, Chordata, Amphibia, Anura, Myobatrachidae.
UCACCUGAGCAGCAUUCUGUGCGACACCCACAGACACCCGUUACUGUAUAAUGGGGACCUCCUGCCAGGGUGUGACUAACGCUGCAGGGAGCCGUUCCGGUAAUUACCCAAUACAGUAGCCAAGACCCGUCACACGGGAGAGGUGUCUCAGUACAGAUAGAAGGCGAGCGCAGAGCAGCUGGUGAUUCCCUGAGGUGCUGGGAGAUCGGAACUUAUCAUUAUAAGCAAGUGACUGACUGCCACCUGCACGACCAUACCCCGCCUGUGGGCGGCAGCAGCCCCGGGGGACGUGGUGGUACCGCGCCACUUUAGAACGAGCGGGAAGGAGUCGCGGACGGUACUGGGGCAGCAGAGGAGGAAACAUGGAGAUGCGGCGGGUCCCAGCAGCAGCAUCAUCGGAUUCUGCAGCAGACGGCACAAGAGAGACCGGUACAGAGAAAAACAAUAAGAACAUGGAAGGAAGUGGACAGAACAAGCAAACAACCAAAGAUGAAGCAAAGCCUUUAGAUGGCAGCAGUUAUGCAUCAUCGGAUUCUGCAGCAGACGGCACAAGAGAGACCGGUAACCUGUCAGAGAAAAACAAUAAGAACAUGGAAGGAAGUGGACAGAACAAGCAAACAACCAAAGAUGAAGCAAAGCCUUUAGAUGGCAGCAGUUACGACUAUCGCCUUUAUAAGUAUCUAGUGCUUCUAUCUAUUUUCUUAUUUGGACUGAUCUCUGCAAUUAUUUAUUGUUUCUGCAGGACAGGAUGUCCGGACAGAAUUCCAAAUUGCAAUGUAUAUGAAACACAGGGAAACUCCUUUCUGAAGUCUGUGCCGUGUGAAGAUGAUUGGAUCUUGUACAGGGACAAAUGUUACCAUUUCUCUGAGGAACGUUAUACAUGGAACAACGGCCAGAGCUUCUGUCUCUCACAUAAUGCAUCUCUGGCACUUAUUGAUGACCAGAAAGAACUGAAAUUCCUGAACAGACAUAAAUGCCUCGACCAUCACUGGAUUGGACUAUAUUGGAAUAAUACGAAUACUGGCUGGACAUGGACUAAUGGAACAUUGUACACUCAGCAGUUAUUUGCAAUCAAGAACGUGUCAGGAAAUUCAGAUCAAUCCGAAUAUGCUUUCCUGGAUGAUGAGGGUGUUGCAAGUGAGGAUGGAAACCAUGAGAAAAAAUUGAUCUGUACAAAAGUAUCUGACUUAUGGAGAGAUGAGGAAGCAUUGCUCAUGUUCUCCACUUGACUCAACAUUCAAUGAGCUUCAUGAGAGAACCUCUCUCCCCUUGUGAAGAAACGAGUUGCUACAAAUCUGUCCUAAGUAAUCCUGUGUCACCUUGAGGCAUGUAUAACGUGCAGAUGUAUACGCUACGAUACAAUACGGUCCAUGCCAUACAAUUUUCAGCUUACCUGCUAGGUUGCCAUUACUCUGUGAAUUAAUAUUACAGUACUGUAUACAGGGCUGCCAUCAGAAAUUGUGGGGCAUGAGACUGACAAAAUAGGCACGGUCCCUUUGGGGGUGGAGCUGUGAAUAAUGUGGGUGAAGCUACAGUGUGGGUGGGGCAUGAAUUGGUGCUUAAACCAGUUUUCUCAUAUGUCCUAGAGGAUGCGGGGGUCCACUUCAGUACCAUGGGGUAUAGACUGUUCCGCAGGAGCCACGGGCACUUUAAGACUUUUCAAGGGUGUGAACUGGCUUCUCCCUCUAUGCUCCUCCUCCAGACCUCAGUUUUAGAAAUGUGCCCAGGCAGACUGGAUGCACUCUGAGGAGCUCUACUGAGUUUCUCUGAAAAGACUUAUGUUAGGUUUUUUAUUUUCAGGGAGAACUGCUGGCAACAGUUUUCCUGCUUCGUGGGACUGAGGGGGCAGAAGUAGGAACCAACUUCCUAAAGAGUUUCAUGGCUCUGCUUCUGGCUGAAAGGACAUCAUUAGCUCCUGAAGGGAACUGAACGCUAGCCGUGCCUAGAUGCUCACUCCCACAGCACGCCGUCACCCCCCCUCACAGAGCCAGAAGUCAGAAGACAGGUGAGUGUAUGAAGACAGAUCUUCAAUCAAGAAAGUGACGGCUAAAGGUACUGCGCAGCUGGUGGGAGCGCAGCGCGCCAUGUUGCCCACACAUACACAGGCACUAUGGAAACUGGCAUAAAUAAGGGGCAUAAGUUGCUGAGGCACAGUCCUACCCCCGCCAGUAUAAAAAAUUACCCCAUAAAAGCUGAGGAGAAACACACCAUUAAAGAGUGGAGCUUCCUCCCCAGUCAGCCAGCACACUGCUGAGCGCCAUUUCUCUCUCUCCUCAGGCUGCAGAGACAACGCUGGUCCUCCUCCACUACUGAACAAGUAUCAGGGUGCAAAACAGGGGGGGCCCACAGUGAAUUUGGUGCUAUAUAAUUGUGUGAUUAGUAUUAUAAAAGCGCUGCAUGUCAGUGGGCAUUUUGUGUUCACAGACAUUGUGUUACUGGCGCUGGGAAGUCCCGGAGUGUCUGUGGUGUGGUUGUGCAUGUGUGUGACAUGUCUGUGGCAGGGAAUUCUCCUCUGUGGGAGACAUGUUAGAGACACAGAGGUGUAAAAUGACACCAAGAGCCUGACUGGGUGAAAGGUUACAUGAUAGUGUGAAUCAUAUCAGUAAGAGGUUGGACUGAAUCUCGUACAGAAAACUGAAUAUAAUCUGUUGAAGAUGUGAUUUUUAAUAGUUCUGCCUUUCAUCCACAGGGACCCCUCUGGGUCACAUACAAACAAGUAGUACAAACUGAUACAGACACGGACUCUGAUUCCUGUGUCAACACUAGUGAUUCCAGGGGAAUAGGUCCUAAGUUAGCAAAAAGCAUUCAAAACAUGUUUUAGCUAUAAAGGAGGUGUUAGAAGUUACGAAGCCCCUUCUUUUACCACAAGGAGAGGGUUUACUUUAGUAAAGAAGUAAUGUCAUUUUCCCUCCACCUCAGGAGUUGAACAGUCUCUUGGAGGGAGUCUGAUUUAACCUGAAAAGAAAGUUCAGAUUCCCAAAAGGAAUUCAGGCAGCUUACCUUUUUCCAAAAGGUGGGAGUCACCCCGCAUUUUAGACAGGGCCCUGUCAUAAAAGAGAAAAGGUGUUUCUCCCUGCGGCUGGAAUGGCUUCACUUAAGGAGCCGACAGACCGCAAGUGAGUGAGGUGAUCUAUUGAUGUGGCCAGUGGGACACUACUCAGGCCUACCAUUGUCUGUGAGUGGGUGAGCAGUGCUAUUGAAAAGUGGUCAGAAAACUUGUCAUUAGACAUUGACACAAUAGAUAUACGUACGUACUAGAAACCAUGAAAUAUAUUGGUUUCUUGGGAUCAUAAACCGCUACCAUGGCAGUAUCAGCUCGGAGGGCAUUGUUUAUUCGCCAAUGUAAUGCUGAUGCAGAUUACAAAAGAAAUAUGAAGGCUCUCCCGUAUAAAGGUGAGGCCUUAUUUGGUGAUGGGCUGGAUGCGUUAGUCUCGGCGGCUACCGCAGGUAAGUCGACAUUCUUGCCUUAUGCUCCUACAUCGGCGAAAAAGACACAUCACUCUCACAUACAGUCCUUUCGGUCCAAGAAAUACAAAAAAGCCAAAGGUUCCCCCUUUUUUGCAGGUAGGGGAAGGGGAAAAGGAAAGAAAUCUGCAGCGUCUCUGAAGGGUUAAAUCUCCUCUGUCAUUGUGCAUUGUGUAAAUAUUGUUUCUUUUUCUUUUGCCUUGGAUUUAGCUUGCAUUGCAUAAAAUGAAUAUAGCUCCACCCAUAGUUUGUUGGGAACUGUGUGAAAUCACCACCCCUAGAUGAAGUACUAGGCUGUAUCCUACAUCCCCCCAUGUAGCCUGUUUUAUCCCUCCUAUGCAGUAAAGUUAAACCAAUAAAGUAUUUACUUUUGCCUACCCCUCCCUGGACAUUCCAAUCCCUCCCUAGACAAUGAUGCCUUAUAUACCAUUGUUAUGAACAAUAAACGCAGAGUGAUUCUUAA